GUCGAGAGGAACAUUGUCAAUUUGAGUUAAGUUCCGUUCGGAUAAGCAUCAGCGAGCUGAAGCGCUACUGCUGAUCGCAAGAAGUAAUAGAAGAAAAUAAGGAAGCAAGAAUUUAGCGCGAGUGUCGCCGAAAGUUGAGUGUGUCGAGUGCGGAGAAGAAGCAAAAUAAGAAAGCCGGAUAUAAAUAUGAAGCUGUUGAUUUGUGUGCUAAGUUUGUGCGCCCUGGCGGCCGCUCAGGAUAACUUCAAGGAGUGCCUGGAUAAGGAUUCGAUCUCCUGCGUGCAGAUGAUGUUCUACCGCAAGGCCCGCGAGUUCUUCGACCAGCCCCAGAUCAGCCUCGCCGGAGGGCUGUCCUUCGUGAAGGCAGCCGGCCGUGAAUCGCGCUCGUUCAACGCCGACAAUGCCAUCGUCGAAUCGGCAAACAGCGUCGAAAGCCGCGAGGAAGCCCUCGAGAGCUACGUCGUGGAGCGCACCAAGAACUUCUUCCAGGAACGAUCCCUCAAUCUGGACAUGGCCAGUGCCGCCCGCAGCAUGUCCACCGUCCUGCCCGAGGAAGUCAAGUCGUCGAUGCGUGCCCUCGUGUCGGAAGCCCGUGGCAAGAAGAAGCUGCUCAAGUCUCUGCUCCCCAUCCUCGGACUGGUCAAGCUGAAGAUCGUCGGUCUCGCCAUCUUGGCUCUGUUCGGUAUCGCUCUGAUCGCCAAGAAGGCUCUGAUCGUGUCCGUAAUCGCUCUGAUCCUGUCCAAAUUCCUGUUCCUGAAGAAAUUGCUCUCCAAGAAGGACGACUCCCACGCCUACCACGGAUCGUCCGGCGGAUGGGCUGAAUCCAGCGGCUACGGUGACUACGGAUCGCACAGCCAGCCAGCUCACUCGAUCGCCUAUGCCGGUCACAAGCCAGUCCGGAAGUAAGCGGCACUACAGUCGACAGUAGUGAGGCGCCAUAAUGGGAGCCGAUCUUUGCUGAUUGGCCUCCGCAAGCUCUUACAACACCCGAGAUAAAUCCCACUCAGUACGUUCCGCACUGCGGGUGGUUGCGCUGCACCAAUAUGCGCAACCCGCGAGGAGAAAGAGAUCGAGACAAAUUAAUUUAUUGAAAUUAUUUAUUACCAUAAACGCGUUUUUCGUUGGAGCGAUUAAUUUAUUUGUUAGCGUUAACGAGAUUCAGGUCUUGAUGUUGUUGAGAUUUUUUGUUUACUUGUUUAGGAUCCUUUUUCUCUUGCCUUUCUAAGCCUUCGAACACACUCAUUUACGUCUGCAUUUGUUUCGAAACCGUAUUCCUAACGGUGCAGUUCCUCGUUUUCAGAGGGAUUCACCACACCAAUUCUGUAAAACUUUAUCUAUUUUACUCAUUCUAGUCUGUAUUUUAACUCUCGCGUAAGCUGAUUAAGGUAAUUUAAUCGGUGUCAGAGAAAGCUUAAAAUAGAAUAUUAUUGCUAUUCUACCUGCAAACGAAGCUCGUCCUAACUUACUAGCCACUAUACUUCACAAUCUACAUUCUUCUUCCCUCGACACUUACCACUACCGGCCAGCUUAGGUCCUAUUCCAGCCAAUCUUCGGUAAAGUGGCGCACAAAGCAACUCAUUUACAACUUUUUCUACAACCAGUCUACAGUUUCCAACAUUUUAUGUAAAUCUUAAGCUUGAAACUCUUCCACCGCGCUUGAUACUUGGCUUCUCUGAAAACUUUUUCUCUCGAUAUUUGAACCGCGCACUCUACACCACGCUUCAAUCAACUUUCUUGCAUCUUCCGCCGAUCAGAUAACUCCUAAUUUUGCGCCACUACCGAUCAUCGAACGGAAAGUCACUCACCUUACUGCUUUUCUUUUCUGCUUACCAAACACAUGGUCUCGUCCAAAAACUGGUUGAGAUCCAACAAGGCAAGCAAUCUGAUAGGCACGCGGCAGUACCAGAGAAAACCAAAAACGCAGAGCACUUAAAACCACUUUUACUGAGCUAAUCGAAAUGGGUACUGUUAUUAUAUCUUGUUCCAUUUCACUGUAAUAGUAGCGAUACUUCCUCGAGUGCAUGUCCGAUGCCUUGUAAUUUUCAUACUUCCCAUCUUGUGUUUCAUCUUCGGCAUCAGUCUAAUUUCUGCUAAACUAUGCUUAUUCUGUCUUUCUCCCCUACUCUGCGUCUAGUGCCCAACCCGAUAAUGGUUGUUUCAAUUUUCACACUUUUUCAACUUAACUAGAGAAAAAGAAGAUGAAAAUAAGCGAAGAAGGAAUACUUGUGAAAAACCACUUGUAAAUAAAUAAAAGAAUGAAGAAAAAACAUCCACAAUUUGCAAACAUAA
Armigeres subalbatus is the source of this 2289-nucleotide messenger RNA. RefSeq lists its product as uncharacterized. The coding region runs from base 187 to 906 and encodes 239 amino acids. NCBI's taxonomy places the organism in Eukaryota, Metazoa, Arthropoda, Insecta, Diptera, Culicidae. The record is from RefSeq and is a predicted model, not a curated record. Gene Ontology annotation, cellular component: membrane. The transcript has 2 exons.